This is a messenger RNA of Paramuricea clavata, 450 nucleotides long. NCBI's taxonomy places the organism in Eukaryota, Metazoa, Cnidaria, Anthozoa, Malacalcyonacea, Plexauridae. The record is from the annotation of a GenBank genome assembly.
AUGCAAAUGAAAUAUCUUGCAGUGCCCAAAUAUAUAUCAAACAAGUCAAGUCGAAAGGAAAGAGGCCAAGAAUUUUCGAAGGAAAUAUCUAGAAACGGUUACAAUCUGGCAAGAAAGUUUCAUGCAAAUUUUGUGGCUACGAACACGCGCCAGAAGAAAAAGACUAAUGAUCAGAAAUGUUCGACAUGGGGGAAAACUUGUAAUCGAUGCAAAGAAAGAAACAAUUUUGCUAAGAAAUGCAGUAAAACCUCCGUUUACAGUAUCGAGAGCGAAAACGAGCACGAGGAAAUCAGCAUGGUCACAGCAAUGCGAGAAAAGGUUGUGUUCGCGAAAAUGCACAUCAGUAACAAAUCUGUAAAGUUCAGAUCAACUGUGGUGCAAGUGCGAAUAUAUUACCGCUCAAGUUUGCCAAAGAUGUCGAACUUACUCUGUGUACCAAGACACUCGUGA